UGUCCAAACUGACAAUGCUCGUGCGAUGAAGAUAGCGCUGCUGCAGCUUCUGAGCUCAAGGAGGACGCGAGGAAUCUACAAGCCGACAAGAUGAGAUCCAAGGCGAGAGCUAGAAAACUGGCCAAAAAUGACAGUGAAGCUCUAGACCGCAUAUACGACACAGAACCUAAUCUCAUGACUGGCGAGAGUGCGGAAGAGGAAACAGAAGACAGCAUCAUGUCCCCCAUUGCAGUUGGGCCCAUGUCCCCUCAUCCCUGCAAUGAGGAAUUUACUCCUAAAGAAGGCUCACCCUACGAGGUGCCAGUCUACAUUCCAGAUGAUAUUCCUAUCCCUUCUGACCUGGAACUCAGAGAAUCAUCUGUUCCAGGGGCUGGCCUUGGAAUCUGGGCCAAAGCCAAAAUUCAGAUGGGAGAACGCUUUGGACCAUACAACGGACUGCAGAGCACCACCGUUAAAGACACUUAUGAAUGGGAGCAAAUGCUGGAUGAUCACAAAGAAUCUUCUCAUGACAGCUGUAUUAAAAAGGUAAUGGACAACAUAGCCAAUGUGAAGUUCUGUUUGGGUGGAGCCCUGGAGUUCAGCAGUUGCUGGCUUAAAUAUGUACGCACAGCCCUUUCUGACCAAAAGCAAAACCUGGCUGUGUGUCAUAUAAAUGAAGAUCAGAUAUAUUAUAAAGCUAUUAAAGAAAUUGAAAUAGGGGAGGAGUUACUGGUUUACAUGAACGAAGAAGCUUUUCCAGGGGGCACAAUGGCACCAAAUUUGGAAGAUGAACAGAUGUACCGCUGUGAGCACUGUGACGAGCUUUUCACUUCAAAGCUGGAGUUACGGCAACAUCAGAAAUAUUCCUGCAAUAGCUGCAACUCCAUUUUUGAUUCGCUAAGUGAAGACUUCAAACAGGAGCAUGAGGACAGCGAUGAGCCGGUGCAUGAGUGCAAAGACUGUGAAAAGAUCUUUCCUAGCGAGUACAGUCUUGGGCAGCAUAUGAUUGUACACACCGAGGAGAGAGAGUAUAAGUGUGACCAGUGUCCCAAGGCCUUCAACUGGAAAUCCAACCUCAUUCGCCAUCAGAUGUCACAUGACAGUGGCAAGCGCUUUGAGUGUGAAAACUGUGAUAAGGUGUUCACAGACCCUAGCAACCUCCAGCGCCACAUCCGUUCUCAGCAUGUCGGUGCCCGAGCCCAUACCUGCCCUGAAUGUGGCAAGACCUUUGCCACGUCCUCGGGACUCAAGCAGCACAAGCACAUACACAGCAGUGUCAAGCCUUUCAUCUGUGAGGUGUGUCACAAAUCAUAUACCCAGUUCUCUAACCUGUGCCGUCACAAGCGGAUGCAUGCAGACUGCCGCACACAGAUCAAGUGUAAAGACUGUGGGCAAAUGUUCAGUACUACCUCCUCCCUCAACAAACAUCGGCGCUUUUGCGAGGGGAAGAACCAUUAUAAUCCCGGAGGCAUAUUCACACCGGGCAUACCAAUUACCUCCAGUCAUAUCCUAGGCAAGUCCAAGUCUCAUCAUGGCCUGAACCAUACUGGACUUGGCUUUGGUGAUUACUUCCCAUCCAGGCCCCAUCAUGCAGGGCUGCCCUUUUCCCCAGCACCCUCUGCAUUCCCAGCUAUUUCUCAUAGCUUUCAAGGGAUAUUUCCUUCCUCACUGUAUACUAGACCGCCAUUGUUACCUCCAAGUCCACUUCUAAAGAGUCCACAUAGUAAUUGUCAAGAAGGAAAGCUACAUACACUUGAUGCCCCUGCUUUUUCUUUUGCGUCAUCAAUGAACAAUAGCAAUGGCAAUGUAGGAAGUGCUCUCACCAGCCAGUCAGAAGAGAAUCGAGAGUCCAAACUGGAGUUGUCAAUCCCAGACAACAAAAAUAAAAUCAAGAUUAAUGACAUGUCUGACGGCAGUGACCUGGAUGAUGUUAAUACUUCCAGCGGCACAGAUCUAGACACAACCACAGUGUCUGGCUCAGAUCUUGAUAGUGAGGCUGAAAGCGAACAGCACAAGAGCAGAAGAAAAACUGUGCAGGAGAGCAAGGAGAAUGAGGUUCGCAGAAGUUCAGUGUCAGUCUGCAGCUCAGGAAACCCUUUCCCCUCCACCCAGCAUUCCUUUUUCCAGCCACCACAAGAGCAAGCACUUCCACCUUCUGGUGCCACCACAGACUCCAUUAAAGCCAUCGCCUCUAUUGCAGAAAAGUAUUUUGGCUCAGGCUUUAUUGGCUUGCAGGAGAAGAAGUUGGGCUCCUUAAACUACCAUUCCAUGUUCCCAUUCCAGUUUCUUCCUAACUUCCCACAUUCAUUGUACCCAUUUACAGACAGAGCUCUAAAUCCUGGCAUGUUAUUCAAACCUGAUCCUAAAUCCCCUCGUGAACACACACAGAAAAUCCCUACAGCCACUGGUGCAGAUUCACCAUUUGACCUAACCACCAAACCCAAGGAGGUCAAACCUCUUCUUCCUCCUACUGUUAAAGCAGGCUUGACAUGCAAAGCACUUCUGAUCUCCAACGAACAACCCCUCGACCUCAGUAUAGGCACUCGAAGUCGAGCCAGUCAGAAUGAUGGCACACCUGAACAUCACAAGAAUCAAGUCUAUGGCACAAACUGCAAAGCAGCAUCUACAAAUGAACACAUAGCAUUAACUACGUCCCAGAGCUUGCACCAGUCCCAAAUCCCUCAGCUGAAAGCACCCCACCCUCAGCCGACUACUCCACAUCAGCAGACAUCACUCCACUAUGCCAAGCCUUCUCCUUUUUUUAUGGACCCCAUCUACAGGGUGGAGAAGAGGAAGCUAAUAGACCCAGUAGGGGCUCUAAAGGACAAGUACCUGAGGCCUGCACCACUACUUUUCCAUCCUCAGGUGUCUGCAAUGGAAAACAUGACCGAGAAGCUAGAUAGUUUUAGGACUCUGAAACUGGAUGCUUCCAGUUCCCUCCAGCAUACUUCACACCCCCUUUUUAACUUCCGUUCCCCACCGCCCUCUCUCUCUGAGGCAAUCUUGCGCAAAGGCAAGGAGCGAUACACCUGCAGGUACUGUGGGAAAAUCUUUCCGAGGUCAGCUAAUCUUACAAGGCACUUACGAACACACACUGGAGAGCAACCCUACAGGUGUAAAUACUGUGACCGUUCAUUCAGCAUCUCCUCCAACCUACAACGACAUGUUAGAAACAUUCAUAACAAGGAAAAGCCUUUCAAGUGUCACCUCUGCAAUCGCUGCUUCGGUCAACAGACCAAUCUGGACCGGCAUUUGAAGAAACAUGAACAUGAAAAUAUUCCAGUGAGUCAGCAGUCUGGGAUUCACUCAAAUUUAGGAAUAAAUCUUUCCUCACCAAACUCUGAGUCUGACAAUCAUGCCCUUUUAGAUGAAAAGGAGGACUCAUACUUUUCAGAAAUUAGAAAUUUCAUCUCAAAUAGUGAGCUGAACCAAGCCUGUACCUCCUCAGAGAAAAGGGCAGAGCCAGCAGAGGACAAUUCUCACGCAGCCUCCAAACAAGAUGAAGAAGAAGAGGAGAUGGAGGGAGAUGAUGAAGAAGAGGAUGGUUCUUUAACUGAAAAGUCACAAGACGAGACUGCUUCUCUAGUCACUAUGGUGCAGGGCACUUAUGAGGAUGACGAAGAUGCAGCAUCACUCCCUAUGUCUUACGAACAUACGCGCAGGCUUAUGCAAUGAUGCUCUCUCUAUCUGAAAACAACAACCUGCAUACAUCCUCACAGAACUCUUUGGAUUCUUGGCUCAACAUGGGAGGGUGCUCAUCGGAAACAAGCUCCUUUCACCCCCUCAACAACAUCU
Triplophysa dalaica is the source of this 3774-nucleotide messenger RNA. It is a transcript of the gene prdm16, whose product is annotated as PR domain containing 16. Gene Ontology annotation, molecular function: protein binding. Gene Ontology annotation, cellular component: nucleus. The transcript is spliced from 16 exons. Lineage: Eukaryota; Metazoa; Chordata; Actinopteri; Cypriniformes; Nemacheilidae. The record is from RefSeq and is a predicted model, not a curated record. Bases 91 to 3654 code for a protein of 1187 amino acids.